AUGUCCUUACAAAGAGGUACAAGAACAAUUUGUAGCCUUAGUUUGACAAAAUCCUUUCAGAGAGCAGCAGCCAAUAAGGCACGCGCCAUUUUCAUAUUGCCUACAAGAGGAGACCAGUAUGGAAUUGAUUCUGAUGCAUUUCUAUCUGUAUUAGCACUUCAACCUAUUCCCAAGAUCGAAUCUGUACCGACAAUUGUCGAGGUUUCAAAUUCCACUACAUGUGAGCUCUUAAAGUCAAUCUCCGGACUGAAAGUAGAGCCAGUAGAAAAUGACGCUUCUAAACUAUUUGUUCAAUGUUCUCGGCAAAAGGGGCUCAUUAAGAUAUAUAGAUAUUUCAGGAUGGUUCUGAUUCCUUUAGCUCGACCUAUAAAACUCUGGAUCGUUGUCCAUGUCGUUGUGCUCUACCUUUCUUCACCGGCACUAACUAGUGCCGUGUUAUUGCAGAGAACGCAGUUGUUUGUGGUAUUUUCGGGAUGGUCAGAUAUACUUCCAUCCCAAGGAUGA
Hibiscus syriacus is the source of this 504-nucleotide messenger RNA. Its product is annotated as putative ion channel POLLUX-like 2. Gene Ontology annotation, biological process: monoatomic ion transport. The coding region runs from base 1 to 504 and encodes 167 amino acids. The transcript has 6 exons. The record is from RefSeq and is a predicted model, not a curated record. Lineage: Eukaryota; Viridiplantae; Streptophyta; Magnoliopsida; Malvales; Malvaceae.